UUUAUUGCAUAAAUGAUCUGCGGACCUUUUCUUAUGUUUGUUUGUUCAGACUGUCAGUGUGUUAAUUUGUCUGCAUGGUAUGGCAGUGCAACAACUGUUUGUUUAUCCACGACACAUUUCAAUGCUGUUCCAUACUCUGAAGUACAUGGAGUUGACGUGGAAAAUCACAUCCUUAGUCUAAGUAAUUGAGCAUGAAUGAGUGUUAUUACCAAGUUGACAAUAAUGGUUGUUUAUCAAUACUGCAUUACAGGUAGCUGUGUGUUUCUGUCUCUCUGUCUAUAUGUGUGUCGUUAUAGCUUUGUGUCAUGGGUAAAGUGUUUACAGCUCAAGGAAUGUUCUGCAGAGGCCUACAUGAGAAACUCAGAAAAAGGCGUUCUGCAUCGUCUAGCCCAGAAGGUCUACUUGUGCUUUAAAUGUGUUCAUCAUAUUUGUACUGUAGAGAAGAGCAAAGCUUCCCCUGUGUUUGGCUGCACGAUCGAAUCAUUAAUCAAAGGUGAAGGAUUGCUGUUAUAGUGUAUACUCCCCUCACAGGUCAGUAUUGGAGCCCCUCGCCCAGUGGGACAGUCCCAUGCAGGUUAAGUUGUCCUGCUGGAAGUCCGGGCUGAACACCCUGCUGGUGGAGCUGCUGCCUUGGGCCCUGCUGGCCAACCACUCCCAGUGGGACCUCUGGCUCUUCGAGGGAGAGACCAUUGUGCUGCAGAUACCAGCCGGCAAAAUCAUUGUGCCCCCCAACUUCAAGGAAGCCUUCCAGAUUGGCAUCUACUGGGCCCACACCAACACUGUCCACAAGUCCACGGCGCUCAAACUGGGUUCACGACCUUACCUCUCCUCGGUGGAAGGAGUGAUCCGGCUCCGAGGUGGUCACUCUGGACGAGGAGGGAUACGUAGAACGCGUGACAUCACCCUGGGGGCCUUUCCCGGACGGCAGAAGCUGUGUCAGUUCUGCGUGUCCUCUGUGGUGAGACACGGCAUCCAGAUCCUCCAGAUAGAGGACCGAACCAUUCUGGUCAACAACACCCCACACACAAUCCAUUGCAGGCCUCUGCUGGCCUCCCAUCCCCUGGGAACUGACGACCAGGCCUGUGAGAUACCAGAGACGUCACUGUUCAGCCUGUUACCCUCUGAGGAAUCAUCCCAGGCCAAACCCUGCUCCGUCCCAUUCUGGGACCUCCUCCAAACCGGCGUUCAUGGAACGGUGAAGUUCCCUCUGCCGCUCAAACAUAUGCUCUUCAGCCUUUUCCCCGGGCACGAUGGAGGAGUGGGAUCUGGGUCUGCAGCGUGGAGCCUCCCCGCUCCCAUCCGCCCCGACUUCCCCAGGCAGAGUUUGUCUGUUCCCAGGGAACCGGACUCCGGGGGUGGCCUGAGCAGCAGAGGCAUAGUACUGACAUAUCAGGAGCACCUUGGGGUGACAUACAUCAUCCUGAACGAGGACCCCUGUCCUCGGAUGCUGAUCCACAACAAAUGUCCUAUCCCCCUUUUGCUUAAGGAAACUCUCAAAGAAACUCAGAAGACGGAGGUUCACUGCCGUCCUCUGCCUGCCAAUUGCUCCUUGCACCAUGAGCUCUACCACCACUUUUCCAGCUUUCCAGAGUGCAGGCAGAAAGAGACGCUGCCCGCUCUCCUGCUGAAGACCACCUUGGACCAGGGCUCCAACACCUGGAGCGACCCCAUAGACGUCAACUGCCCCGGCACUCAGGUGGUGUUCCUCCCGGGCUUCGGCUGUCUCUACAUCGACGUGGCGUACCAGAGAGGAACCCUGGUUCUGUCUCUGGCACCCGAGGGCAGCGUGGAUGCUGUCAUCAACCAGCACAGCGGGUCUUCUAAGCUGUCGUGCAGAGUCCUCCUUCGUGAAGUCAGUGUGGUGUUGAGCGAUGACAUCACCAACCCCUCGGGAUCUGUGGAGCUGCUCAGACUCACAUUGACCAAGCUGCUCCUCAGCCUGGGUCCGGUGCCGACCGCCCCCCCACCCUCGGGGCUGGUGGCCGACACGAACUCGGGCGCUACGCCCGUCUCCGCCCUGAUGCCUGACCCCUCUCUGAUUGAGGUCCACUGCUCCAGUCUACAGGUAGACAACCAGCUGUACAACCGAGCAAGUUUCCACUUCCCUGUGCUGCUGUGCCAGGACCAGAGGGGGGGGGCUGAGCCGGGCGGUCCGUGGAGCAGCGACGCAAACCCCACGCAAUCCCCUGAAGCCCUGGAGGAGUUCAAACGCUCGUGUUUCCUGCAGCUGAGGAUGAUGCUGGCUGGGGACAGAUGCACAGCGGAGGAGAUCACCUUCCAACUCCAACCUGCCAGAGUCUACCUCGAAGACACCUUUGUUUACUACAUUAAGACCCUGUUCCACACCUACAUCCCUGACAGCGCCAUGGCCUCAGCCACAGCGGGGACCCAGAAGAGGAGCAGAGGGUCUGGGUCGGACUCCAUCCUCCCUGCACAGGUGCUUGAGUCGGUGCAGGCUUUGGUCCACCCUGUGCGGCUGCAGAAACUGACCAUCCAGCCGGUCAACUUGUUGGUCAGCAUCCACGCCUCCCUGAAGCUGUACAUCGCAUCGGACCACACCCCUCUCUCUUUCUCCCUGUUUGAGAGAGGGCCGCUGUGCACCACGGCCAGACAGCUGGUCCACUCUCUGGCCAUGCACUACGCUGCCGGGGCCCUCUUCAGAGCCGGUUGGGUGGUGGGAUCUCUGGAGAUCCUGGGCAGUCCUGCCAGCCUGGUGCGGAGUAUCGGCAACGGCGUGUCCGACUUCUUCCGGCUGCCCUACGAAGGCCUGACGCGCGGGCCUGGAGCCUUCGUCAGCGGGGUUUCCAGAGGGACCUCCUCCUUCGUCAAGCAUAUCUCCAAAGGCACGCUGACCUCCAUCACCAAUUUAGCAACGAGCCUGGCCAGGAACAUGGACCGGCUGUCCCUGGAUGAAGAGCACUACACCAGGCAGGAGGAGUGGAGACGGCAACUUCCAGAGAGCCUUGGAGACGGACUGAGACAGGGGCUGUCACGACUUGGCAUCAGCUUGUUAGGCGCCAUAGCGGGCAUCGUGGACCAGCCAAUGCAGAACUUCCAGAGGAACUGGGAGCUGCAGAGCUCCGCUGGGAGCAAGGCCAAAGGGGUCAUCUCUGGAGUGGGGAAAGGCAUUGUGGGCGUUUUCACCAAGCCCAUCGGAGGAGCAGCUGAACUGGUGUCCCAGACUGGAUAUGGGAUCCUUCACGGAGCCGGCCUGUGGCAGCUCCCUAAACAACUGUACCUGCCUACUGAAGAGAAGGCCGCUCAGGCCGCAAACAGCCACCUUAAAUAUGUCUGGAAGAUGCUCCAGUCUCUGGGCCGACCGGAGCUCCACAUGGCCCUGGAGGUGACCAUCGUGAGUGGGUCGGGUCAGGAGCAUGCCGGCUGUUUGCUCCUCACCUCCGAGGUGCUGUUUGUAGUCAGCCUCAGCGAGGACACCCAGCAGCAGGCCUUCCCCAUCACAGAGGUGGAGUGUCAGCAGGAGCCGGGGCAUCAGGGCCAGCUCACCCUCACCUUGCAGCAGCAGACAGUAGUCAGCGACACAGAGGGUGAUGGCAUUCGGGAGCGUCUGUCAGAGCAGCAGUACCGGCGGUUGGUGGACUACGUGACGUGGGCCUCCCAGUUCCUCUCCCCCUCCCCCUCCUCUCUCCAGAUGGCGGUGACACUCGCCGAGCCACCACCCUCCGUCACCAAGUGUUACCGCUACCUGGUGGAGCCCGCCUUCGCCGCGGUGUUUGUCAGCAGGUUCACCAUGGUAAAGAAUAAAGCCUUACGCAUCGGAUUCCACUAACACACACCUGUGCACUAUUGCUCCAAGGAAAAAGGGAACGGAUCAUUCGUUCCAAUUAAGCCUUUAAUCAAAAACAUAACACAUUUAUGCAAAAGAUAUUUGUUGCAUUUGAAAUAUAUAUUAUAGAAGAGCUCAUCACAUCUAAUUGAUGUUUGAACAAUAAACACUAAAACAGCUGUCAACUUAAACCUUUUUGGAUCAACGCUGUCUUCUCUUCCAACAUUAAAUGGGCGCUCUCAGUCAGUGUGAAACCUCCUCGGUGUUGCAGAUAGAAAUGUGCAGUACACAACUAAUCUGUUACAUUGACAUCAAAACGGCCCCAUGGUUCAUUCUGCAGAAAAAGCUCUAUGUUUACAUUCUUCAUAUGUCUCAUGCCAACGUUAAGUGCAAUAUUAUAUAAUGUUGCUGGACGCUAGAGAAACCAGCUGUCAACCAAAAUGUUUGUUUGUUUUUAUAAACGUCACCGUACGUGGAUCCCAACAUGUUAUUGUUGCACCACUGGGUCUUAUGCCUUUAAUGUAUGUACAUGGAUAAUAUAUUGAUACAAAAUAAAGUGUUUUGCUAUUAUUGGAA
Gasterosteus aculeatus aculeatus (three-spined stickleback) is the source of this 4360-nucleotide messenger RNA. The record is from RefSeq and is a predicted model, not a curated record. NCBI's taxonomy places the organism in Eukaryota, Metazoa, Chordata, Actinopteri, Perciformes, Gasterosteidae.